Molecule: messenger RNA, 792 nt
Organism: Penaeus indicus
Lineage: Eukaryota; Metazoa; Arthropoda; Malacostraca; Decapoda; Penaeidae
Exons: 3
Source: RefSeq, a predicted model, not a curated record
CUGAUAAGCCAUACGUUCUGUUGAACACAGGUUCGGGGGCCGAGCCAGCGGGCCGGGUCAGUGCGGUGCUUGACGCCGCUGAGUGAGAGAGGCUUGCUGCAAUUCCUCGGACGCAAUAGCGACAACUACGAAGUUGCUGUUCAUCAGACUUUUGUUGAUGACUUUCGAGGUUCACUCAUCUGUGGCCGUGAUGCUAGGAAGACACCGCUGGUCGUGGCUCGAGCGCAUAUCUCUCCUUUUGAUUGUGAAGUUGGCUUUAGUUCGUCUUGGAGACGCACAAAAACCUAGGUCGUGCUGCGAAGAGGUGCAACUUAAUUGUGGGUAUGGUGAGGUAGUUAGUAACUUCAGUGAAUUCUCCAUACAGCCGAGUGGAGACUUGCUCUUAUUGGGCGAGAAGGCCUCCAACCAUACGAUAGAUGAGUACUGCAACGCUAACUGUCAUUACAACCUCUCUCAACCAGAACCAAAGCAUGUAUGGCUCUGCGCACUCCACAAAUGCUGGUGGAAGUUUUACGUACUGGAUCUACUAUUUCUAUCCGUGUCGUCUGUUUUUCUCGCUGUUUCGUUUAUCGUGUACGUCAGCGUCGCCGAGCUAAGGAGGAAGGAGAGUAAUUACCCUCUCACGUGUAUGCUGUCGGCGCAGUUCUUCUCUUUCACCUCCACCUUAGCCAUCAGGCUCCUGAGGUCUAAGCUCUCACCUGGACUUUGCCGUUUAUCAGUUCUUCUCAACACAUUCGCUAUCUUGUCUUCCUUUUCGUGGCUGAACGUGAUCUCCUACCAAGUCAAGACAAG